CUGAGGUGAGGCAGUUGUCCUGGGCGGUCGACAAGGGGCGGGCACGCGGUUCCAUCUCCUCCUCACACAUCACGUCCCCUCACCAGUCACACCGACCAACGUGUGUACCUAGCAACUACCCCUCUCGCCACCUGGGCAUCUGUUGGACCUAUCUACCUACCUACCUGCCCGCUGCCCCGUCUUGGAAGUUUACUGGAAACAUAGGACUCUCUUCAUAGUUAACUGAGAGAUCACCUUAAAUCCAAAACAGCCUUCAGUGAUUCGGAUACACUUACUGAACCUGUAGGUAUAUAUUAUCUACUGAAAAACAAAAAAAGUAAACUGAAUUGAUCCAUUCUACUGAAAUCACAAAAACUCGUAACUAAUGAACUGAGAACAGGUUAUGAGAAAUCGACUGAUACCAACCAUUGAGCACAUAUUGUGAAGAUCAACUGAACUUGAGGCACUCCCACAACUCAAGAGAUACAGUGGAGACAUCUCGUGUGUGAGAGACAGUAAUAUAACUCAUGACGUUGUGUUGUGUCUUGUGAGGACCACCACACCAGCAGGCUCGAGACUUUCCUAAAACUAUCAAACUUCUUCAGAAUUUUAAGGAGAAGAUUUUAAAAGCAGAUUCAGUGUACAGUAUUUUAUUUUAUUUGUAGAGACUAAAAGUGAACGAAAUCUUGUGCUACAGCCGUGAAGACCAAAGGAAGAUGGUAUUCUCUACAGGAUUUGUCUUGAUGAUGUAAAGAAACUUAUGAAUUCUACAUGAUACCUUUGACGGUGACUACGAGUGAGUGCUGCUUUAGGGCGUCAAGUAUCCUAUGAGAUAUGUGUUGAAACCCAUUAACAUUCUCACCAUCGCUCCAACAAUACUCACCAUCGCUCCAACAAUACUCACCAUCGCUCCAACAGUGAACAUAUGGUGGAGGAGAUAAAAACCACAUUAUAAAGUGCCUAAGGUAUUCCAUGAAAAGUAAGACGUUUUCUUCAAGCUCAGAUCACGGCCAAGACGCUCAAGUUGAAAACAAAAGACGACCGGCAAAAAAAAUAAACGCACCGCCAUUAAAAAAACUCUACAGGAAAACUUGAUAAAAUAUUACGCUAUGUUUAUAUUGAAGAACUUUAUCACGUUAGUUGUGUAAGUUGAUUUGAGUGGCUUAUUAUUCUUGUCUUUUUUAUUAUAUUGACGUUAUUCAUGAUAUUAACUCCGGGUUCCAUUUCUUACAUGCCAACUCAUAACUCCGGUCAGUGACAGCAGAUGUGGAGUGAAAAAGCCCAUUAACUUUUAGAUGACAUAAGUGACUGUUAAGUAAUGAUAUGCCGUAUGUUAUCUCUGUGAUCAAAGACCUCCAGACGGUGUUAAGUUCCUGACGGAGUAACUACAACAGAGGACAUCACCCCCACCAGCGAGAGUUGCCGUAGAGUUAGUAACGUAUUCUCAACUACUAAGUGACCACGAACACUAUCCAACUUAUCGUAAACUUCUGAGGGUGUGUAGUAGACGUCAGGAACAGAAGCCAGGGAAAUACUCCUUCGUCAGGUAGUUCUCCCGUGUUGAAGAGGAUGGCGGUGACGGCAGCAGUGGGGGAGAGGAGCAGGGGUCUCUCUCUCCUCCAAUCCAUCUUAGUCCUCCUAGUGAUGGUGUCUUGUCCCAGCUACACUAUGAGUGUGUCCCGAGGCAGCGUGGAGGGAAUGCUGGAACUAAGCCAGGCAGUGACGCAGCUGACUCAGAGGCUCGCCACCCUGGAGGUCAAUAUCGAGUCGCGACUUAUGAGGCUCACAGAUGCAGCCACUAAAGGGGAGAUGCUGAUAGACACACUGUCCUCCCGCCUCAACAAAGUGGACACCCUGGUGGAGAAAGUGGACGCUCUCGACUCCCGCCUCACCCUCGAGUCCUCCUCCCUACGCUCCACCAUCAGUAUCACCAACAGGGAUCUUCAGGGGAUGGCCACACACCUGGAGCGCCUCGACUCCCGGGUAGACGGUGGAGGCGGGUCAAGACACGACACGAGGUCAAGUUGGAGUGACAGCCAGGUCUCCGACAUCAACCUCCUGUCUACCACGAUUUCUCGGAAGGUCAAUGAGUAUGUGGAACGCACUCUACCUCGCUUACUGGACCAAGCCCUCAACACACUCCACGACACACUCUACAAGAAGAUUAGUAAGAGUGUGGGGGAGCUUCAGGAGGAGGUGAGAGAGACGAGAGAGGAACUAGAGGACCUGGGUACACAGACGCUGACGGCGGCGGCGCAGGCGAGGCAAGAUAUACAACGAGACGGUAAGACGACCCACGAUGCCGUCACUGACAUCAAGAACAAGAUUCAGUCCGUACAUCAAGACCUGUCCUACAAGAUCACCACAACGACGCCGUCACUAAGCAGCCUUCGACCAGUCCUGCAGCAGAUGAAUCACACAGUUGUUCAGAGCAUCGCCCAAGCCGCUGCAGGUCUUAAUGUUACCCUACUGGAGGAGGUCGCCCGGAGGAGAGGCUGGGGUGGUGGUGGAGGAGAAAGGUACAGACAGACACACAGCCAAGCCCUACAGUGCCCUGACCCCACCACGGUCGCCGCUCUCCUGGAGGUGAAAUAUCUACUACAGUCGCUGCUGAAGAAGAGUGAAGACCUCCGCCGUGGACUGACGAAGCAGACGAGUGAGGGCGUCGACCUCCUGAAGCUGCUGCACCAAAGGUUCUCAGUCCUGCUGCGUCGGAUGAACACAGAACCAGACCACGGUCAGAUACUGGUGACGGAGAUGCAAGACCUGGGCAGCUUGGUUGAGAACUCCUACACCGCCGUCUUGGUCGCCCAGAACGCCUUCAUCGACUCGUGUAAAAGGAUACAGAACGAGGAACCAAGCCUGGAGCUGAAGAUCACGGAGAUACUCGACAAGCUGGUCACCAACAUUGACCUGGGACAUCAGUUGAAUCGGCAGCAGUUAAGUGAGCUGAGGGAGGUGGUGGAGAGACUGGGAGAUAACAGCAGCCCCCUCACCGUCACCCCCCUGGCAGGUGUACAGGUUGAGGAGGUGGACAGUGAGGUGAGGAGCGACCAGCAGUUUCCAGUCGAGUCCAACACUAAGCUGGGCGAGGUGAGGGACGUCAUCCUUCAUGCCUUGGAGGCGGCCAACUGGACGGUGGUGAGGCUAGAGGGGGUGGAGGCGAGGAUGGACAGUGUCUCCAGUGAACUCGUCAGUACAGAUUGGACCAACCUACGACAGAAGGAGCCAGCAGACCAGCUGGUGACGGCGGCCAAGGACCUCAAGGGUUACGCCCAGGAACAGAUCAUCCAGUCCUUGAACCUACACGAGGCCCUUCUGACCCUCCUGGAUCACAGAGUCAUCAACGGCUCCGUCAAACUUCGUCACGAUAACGGCGUCAAGUCCGCCGUACCUCUUAACUUGAUGAAUGACGGUGGCAUAUCACUGACGCUGCCUCCCUCCUGCACGGCGGCACUCCUGCAGCAGGUGUGGAGCACACCAGACCUCCAGGCAACUCCUCAGACAACAGCUCUACCCGUGACUGAAGUCACCGACCCUGACGACUACGUCCCUGCCUGGUACACCGAUCCCGAUUUUCUGUCAGGAAACUACGGCACACCGGACCGAGGGUUUCCCGUGUUCCAGGAGGAGGAGUGGGUGGACAUGGAGGAGGACUACGCCAGAGAUGACUACCACCCCCCACAGUCCUCCUCAUCCUCCUCCUCCUCCUCUUCCUCAUCCUCCUCCACCUCCUCCUCCUCCCCGCCCACCACCUCCACAGCGCCACCCAAACCUGCCGCCCCAGCAGGAGUGAACAGAUUCUUCGGGGUGAAAGAAGUCCCCAACACCUCACCUCCACUGUCCAGACAGACGAGGAGGACGGAAGACUUUCCAUAAAAGUGACCUGAUCUGUAUAGGACAAUAUCUUCCUAAGAGACGAUCUAGUGUACCAUAGUAUUAACGUAAGCUUUAGAUUGACCCACUAACAAGGUAGAGAUAUACUGGCUACUAAAACGACACAUUAUGAGCCUCAGUGAGUUUAAUAUAAGUUCUAAAGUUCUUAAGACAUAUUAAAGUUAGCCAGAAGGUGAUCUAUAAAUUAUCAUACUCACGAACGCGUCAAUAACCUCACUAAUACAAGAGUUAACACGGAAUCUGUUGAAAUAAAGAAUACAUCAUUUAAUAUAAACACCAUUCUAAAGCUAAUAAAUAAAUAUCUUUGUUAACUAAAAAAUUACUGUGUUUAUUAUAUCCUGGAACACACAUUUGACAACUUCACACACAAGACGAUAAACGCCCGCCUGACCUUCGUGAUGUCACCGUUUAUUUUGAGCGAUGCAUUGUGGGUAGGAUGAUGAAAUACCUGUAAAGAUGGUUGAUGAUUGAAUGAUGAGACGAAUUCCUAUAUCCCAGACACUAGGAACUAACACUCAGACAGUAACGAUAAUUUCCACUGUCCAUACAAUCACCUUACGUAACGCGUCUCUAAGUUUGUGAAGAGUCUGACCUAAUGAUUAAACACCCUAAUGCUAAC
This is a messenger RNA of Homarus americanus (American lobster), 4495 nucleotides long. RefSeq lists its product as uncharacterized. The record is from RefSeq and is a predicted model, not a curated record. Bases 1549 to 3858 code for a protein of 769 amino acids. Lineage: Eukaryota; Metazoa; Arthropoda; Malacostraca; Decapoda; Nephropidae. The transcript has 12 exons.